Messenger RNA from Salvia splendens (bonfire salvia), 604 nucleotides. RefSeq lists its product as uncharacterized. The transcript is spliced from 4 exons. NCBI's taxonomy places the organism in Eukaryota, Viridiplantae, Streptophyta, Magnoliopsida, Lamiales, Lamiaceae. The coding region runs from base 68 to 445 and encodes 125 amino acids. The record is from RefSeq and is a predicted model, not a curated record.
GUAAAGGGUUUGUAAAACAAAAAAUAAAUAAAAAUUAUAGUACUCCAAGUUUUCAGCUGGAAGAAAAAUGCCGACGGCCGCCGUGACCGCUUCCUUACCGCCUCCCAAACGCCUCUUGUUCGACCGUCGCUACGGUUGGAUAUUGGAUGAGUGGAAAGAGCCAUCUGUGGAAGCCUUAUCUGGUGGCCGCGGAAUGUUCUGCGUCAUUCCUCUAGCAAAAGCAUUGAUUCAGAAGGCAUCUGAAACGGUAAACUUUGUUGGGAGUUCGACACUGGAAGUCCUCGAUAAACCAGAAUUGCUCUCACCCAAAGCUCUUCAAGCCACACUCACUCAUCAAAUGCAAAGAUUCAAGUCUUCUGUAAAUGAUGCAAAACUAGUUCCGAUGGCGCCGGCCAGAAGUAAAGAGACGGGAUCGACCCCCAUCCUGACGGAUCAGCCUAAAUGAAACACUGGAUCACAAACUGAGAAUGUAGGCUAAAUUAGUACCUGGUCUGGAUAUUUUUCACAGUAUUAAUCUCCCUUUCUUGUCAUAUGAUUCUCUCACAGAGUUCUUGAAUUUUUUUGUACCUGCAGUUUUAAUUUUAUGUUAGUCAUUGUUAGAGCA